AUUCAGCCCGUAGUCGUUUUGUCAGCAAAAGUUGCAGUGUGUUAACUUAGCCUUAAGUGUUGUGUUUAUUUGCGAUGGCUGUGUGUAUUUCAAUAAUUGGUAAAGAUAACGCUCCACUCUACCUGACUACUACCGAUUUGGACAAAGAAUUGGAGUUGCAGUAUCGUGUUCAUGCAGCUCUUGACGUCGUAGAAGAAAAAUGUCAACCUGUGAGUAAGGGUACACCAGACUCAAAAGAGCUCUAUUUGGGUUUACUGUACUCGACAGAGACACAUAAAAUCUAUGGGUUUGUGACAAACACCAAAAUCAAAUUUGUUAUUGUUGUGGACUCGGGAAACAUUGCAUUGCGAGAGAAUGAAGUGCGAGCUAUGUUUAGAAAUUUGCAUAUGCUGUACACAGAUGCAGUUUGCAAUCCAUUCUAUGCGCCAGGUGAACCGCUAACUUCAGUAAAAUUCGAUCGCGCAGUUCAAAAAAUUAUGGGCGGCAAUGCUUAAUUGAAUCCAUUUCGUUAUUAUUUUAUUCGGUAUUUAUUUAUUCUUGUGUACAAUAACCAAACAAAAUACAGCAGUUGUAUACAAAACAA
Ceratitis capitata (Mediterranean fruit fly) is the source of this 583-nucleotide messenger RNA. RefSeq names its product trafficking protein particle complex subunit 2-like protein. The transcript is spliced from 5 exons. Gene Ontology annotation, cellular component: cytoplasm; TRAPP complex; nucleus. Gene Ontology annotation, biological process: endoplasmic reticulum to Golgi vesicle-mediated transport. The record is from RefSeq and is a predicted model, not a curated record. Lineage: Eukaryota; Metazoa; Arthropoda; Insecta; Diptera; Tephritidae. The coding region runs from base 75 to 494 and encodes 139 amino acids.